CGCGACGGACAGGGACGCGCUCCAAGAUCCCCAUCCUGCUUCGGAGCCGAGGAGGUGGGGUUGGAGCGAGCACUAGCGGAAACGCGGUCCAGCCUUUACCAGGGGGUUCCCGGCCCGCAGCCGCAGGCCGCCCGAGUGCCUCAAGUAAAUACUUUGGAGGGGCGGGGAAGAGAAGCAUCGAAUUUCAAAAAAAAAAAAAAAAAGCCCAAACCCCCACAGCCCCGGGCGGGCGGGCGCGCGCGAUGGGCGCACUUUGGCUGCGGGAGCGAGUGGAGGAUGCUGGGAAGGAGGUAAAAUGGCCACCGGCGGCGGCGCGGAGGAGGAGAGGAAGCGGGGGCGGCCGCAGCUCCUGGGCCCCGCGCGCCCGUCGACCAGAGCCGAGGAGGCCGAGGGCGGCCGCGAGAAGAUGGGCUGGGCCCAAGUGGUGAAGAACCUGGCCGAGAAGAAAGGCGAGUUCCGUGAGUCGCGGCCGCCGCGGCGGGAGGAAGAGAGCGGCAGCGGCGCGGGAGGCGGACUCGCCGCUCCCGCGGGUCUGGCGGCGCCGAGUCUCGGCGACUUCCCCCCAGCCGGCCGCGGGGACCCGAAGGGCCGCCGGAGAGACCCAGCCGGAGAGGUGGCGGACUCCCGCAAGAAAAAGGGUGCAGCCGAGGCGGGCAGGAGGAAGAAGGCUGAGGCGGCAGCCAUGGCGACCCCGGCGAGGCCCGACGCGGCCGAGGACGCAGCCGACCGGCCCCCCCUUGACGAGCAGGCUACGGCGGCUGGCCCCGCUGCAGGCCCUGGUAAGGGCCGCUUCCUCGUGCGCAUCUGUUUCCAGGGAGACGAGGGCGCCUGCCCAACCAGGGACUUCGUAGUGGGCGCGCUCAUCUUGCGCUCCAUCGGCAUGGACCCGAGCGACAUCUACGCAGUCAUUCAGAUCCCAGGCAGCCGCGAGUUCGACGUGAGCUUCCGUUCGGCGGAGAAGCUAGCCCUGUUCCUGCGCGUCUACGAGGAGAAGCGCGAGCAGGAGGACUGCUGGGAGAACUUUGUGGUGCUGGGGCGGAGCAAGUCCAGCUUGAAGACGCUCUUCAUUCUCUUCCGGAACGAGACGGUGGACGUGGAGGACAUAGUGACCUGGCUCAAACGCCACUGCGAUGUGCUGGCCGUGCCCGUGAAAGUGACCGACAGGUUUGGGAUCUGGACCGGGGAGUACAAGUGCGAGAUCGAGCUGCGCCAGGGGGAGGGAGGAGUCAGGCACCUGCCGGGAGCCUUUUUCCUGGGGGCCGAGAGGGGCUACAGCUGGUACAAGGGGCAGCCCAAGACGUGCUUUAAAUGUGGUUCCCGGACCCACAUGAGCGGCAGCUGCACACAGGACAGGUGCUUCAGGUGCGGGGAGGAGGGGCACCUGAGCCCUUACUGCCGGAAGGGCAUCGUGUGUAACCUCUGUGGCAAGCGAGGACACGCCUUUGCCCAGUGUCCCAAAGCGGUUCACAAUUCCGUGGGAGCUCAGCUAACCGGCGUGGCCGGGCACUGAACACCCGCCUUCCAACCAGGGUGAACACAGAGCCAGCUUACCCCUCUUAAGUGCCAAAACUUUUUUUUAAACCAUUUUUUAUAGUUUUUUGAAGGAGAUCUUCUUAAACCUACAAGAGACAUCUCACUCUGCCUUCCUAAAUCGAGUUUACUCCUUUUGGCCUUUCCUGAAUUUGGUGACUCUGUCAUCAGUAAUGACUACCGAGAACUGUAGUGUGCAGAUACGUUGCCCUGCCCUUUUUUACAUUUUAUUUUCAUUUUUGUAUUCGGAGACCUUUUUUUUUUUUCUGGUACUUUUUUACUUCCUACGCCGUGUCUUCUCCCUUGGUUUUUACCCUUGGAGCUGCCUUGCUCAUCUUUAUGCCCCAGUGCUAGGCAGGGGCCCAGCACAUGGUAGGCACUCCAUCAUUGUUUGUUGAAUUGAGAACAUCGUUGACUCUGGCUUCUGUCAGGGUGUUUAUCUUUUGCAGUUCAUCCCCGUUCCCUUUUAAUUUGCUGCUUCUAAUCUGUGUGGUCUUGAGAAUUUUGUGAAACCAGUGUUGUUAGAAGUGUAUGUAACCUGAGUCAAUAAGCUCUGAAUGGUGGCCACGGGCCUCUCCUAUGGCAUUAGAAUGCAUGGACUUUGUGACAGCGCUUUCAGUGGCUCAGAAGCCAUUCUCACAGAAUCAUGGAAUCUAGUUUUCCUGCUGGAAAGGACCUAAAAGUUGGUUAAGACCAAUCCCCUGGUUUUCCAACAGAUGAAACAGUACCAGAGAGGUUAGAUGACUGGGUCGAAAUCACAUAGCUGUCUGGUGCCAGAGCUAGCCUAGAGUAGAGUUCCCUGACCCCAAGCCCGGUGCUCAUUCCACUACCUCUCACACUUCACAACAUUUUCCUCAACACUUGAGGGCCCAGAAAGUCUGCUCUUUCCAGAAUAAUGAGCCCAGGGAAAUGCUAAGACAUCAUCUGGGGGAGGAAGCAGAAGAUUUGGUAGGGGCUUCAGAACACUUGGGAGAUAUGGAAGGGACAAAGGAACACAAUCCAGGGUGCACUCUGAUGCCCAGGGUACCACAUCUGGACUAAAGUGGCCCAGGUCUUUGUGACCUUUCCCCUCCCCAGCCAUCAGUGAGAAGUAGAAGCCCUCCUGAGUAAAGAAAGGUUUACAUUUGCACCUUAGCCUCAGUAGCUAGAGCCCCUAGAGAAGCAGCUAACUGGAGCUCAUCUGCAACCUCCUGGCUCACAGGAGAAAAUGGAAUUCUAAGUGAGCUGUUAACUCUAAAAUGUACUUGUUAAAUAGGCCAAGCGAGAGAGCAUUGGGUCUACUAAGUGUUACCGAGUUAAAGUAGAAAAGACAGUACACUGCUUUUCUUACAGUUUUUGUCUUUCCUUUAUGUUUUGCUAUUUCCUUGUGGCUUAGAAUGUAAAAUCGAUUGUUUAAAGUUUUGUUCUGAAUAAAUAUUUAUCUUUUGUAUUGCUAA
Messenger RNA from Cervus elaphus (red deer), 2966 nucleotides. It is a transcript of the gene ZCCHC3, whose product is annotated as zinc finger CCHC-type containing 3. The coding region runs from base 296 to 1510 and encodes 404 amino acids. The record is from RefSeq and is a predicted model, not a curated record. Gene Ontology annotation, biological process: detection of virus; activation of innate immune response; cellular response to exogenous dsRNA. Lineage: Eukaryota; Metazoa; Chordata; Mammalia; Artiodactyla; Cervidae. The transcript has a single exon. Gene Ontology annotation, molecular function: double-stranded DNA binding; zinc ion binding; RNA binding. Gene Ontology annotation, cellular component: cytoplasm.